CAAACAAACAAACAAUUGCCCCAGAGCUAGGGCGGGAGGAGGCAGCCGGCCAGGGGGGAAAGGCUGCUCGGCGCUUCCCGGCCCGGGAGAGGAGGAGGAGGAGGAAGAAGAGGAGGGAAAGCAGCUGCAAUCCUCUCGGCUCCCCUUCCCCUGCCUCAGCGCGGCUCUGCUGCUGCCUGGCUCCUGCCGGGCUGGUGGAAGGGGCUGGCUGAAGGGUGACCAUCAGGCUGAGUGUCUCUGGCUAACAUCCAUGCAGACUGGCUUAGUGCUGUGAUUCAUAGGUUCUCCCAUGUGUGAGGACACUGGAUCUUCACUUAUGAAAACCCUUCUACAGUUUCAGAAGGGGAGCACGUUGAUGAGGUAAGGAGACGACAUGGUCUUCUGUCGAUGUAGAAAGAUAGCACAGAUGAUUGUCUGAAAAAGCUGUACUACACAGCGCAAGCAUGGCUUUCGCCCAGUCGCAUAUUAUGGCCGCUAGAAGGCAUCAACACAGUAGACUCAUAAUUGAAGUGGAUGAGUACAGCUCAAACCCCACACAGGCGUUCACGUUCUACAACAUUAACCAGGGACGCUUUCAGCCCCCACAUGUGCAAAUGGUGGAUCCUGUGCCCCAUGAUGCCCCCAAACCUCCAGGAUAUACCCGAUUUGUCUGUAUUUCUGACACUCACUCAAGAACUGAUCCAGUCCAAAUGCCCUAUGGAGAUGUUUUAAUACAUGCUGGUGACUUCACUGAACUGGGACUUCCUAGUGAAGUUAAAAAAUUCAAUGAAUGGUUAGGUAGCCUGCCAUAUGAAUACAAGAUUGUGAUAGCAGGAAAUCAUGAAUUGACCUUUGACCAAGAGUUCAUGGCAGACUUAAUCAAGCAGGACUUUUACUAUUUUCCUUCUGUGUCUAAGCUGAAACCAGAGAGCUAUGAAAAUGUGCAGUCUCUUCUAACAAAUUGCAUCUAUCUUCAAGACUCUGAAGUGACGGUGAGGGGGUUCAGAAUAUAUGGCUCUCCUUGGCAACCUUGGUUUUAUGGCUGGGGCUUUAAUCUUCCACGAGGCCAAGCACUAUUAGAGAAAUGGAACCUUAUUCCAGAUGGAGUAGAUAUUCUUAUAACACAUGGACCACCUCUCGGUUUUCUAGACUGGGUUCCUAAGAAAAUGCAGAGGGUAGGAUGUGUUGAGCUGCUGAACACAGUCCAGAGACGAAUACAGCCACGACUUCAUGUUUUUGGACAUAUCCAUGAAGGCUAUGGGGUAAUGGCUGAUGGAACUACUACCUAUGUGAAUGCAUCAGUGUGCACUGUGAAUUACCAGCCUCUCAAUCCACCUAUAGUUAUUGACUUACCUACUCCAAGGAACACAUGAUUGUUAUAGGAAUUUAAUGAUGUACCCAUCACACAAGCAAGUUUCUAUUGCUGGCUAAGAAACAUGAUAAAGAACUGUUCAAUGAAGAAGCGAAGACCCUUUAUUUUUUUUUCUUUUAAUUCGUCACAACCAAAUUUGAGUGAUGAAAAUAAAUGGGAAGCAAAGACAUUUUAGUGCCAGUAUCUGCCAGAAGCCUAUUAAAGACUUUAAAAUUUCAGCAUUAAAAUACUUGUGAAUACACAAAAGUGAAUGCAUUCCACGUAUAUCUCGAGUAGGGAAUUGGUUGGGUUUUUUUAUCUCUACCAUAUAUUGAACUUAUUAAAAGUCUUUUCAAAG
Molecule: messenger RNA, 1688 nt
Organism: Mauremys reevesii (Reeves's turtle)
Lineage: Eukaryota; Metazoa; Chordata; Testudines; Geoemydidae
Gene: MPPED1
Product: metallophosphoesterase domain containing 1
Exons: 8
Coding region: 444-1352 (302 amino acids)
Molecular function (GO): hydrolase activity
Source: RefSeq, a predicted model, not a curated record